AACACAACACUUGAAUCAUGAAAUCCUUAAAAUUAAUUCUUUUUUUCUUAUUAAUCAGUUUUUAUCAUUUAAACAAACACGUGGGUUGUGCGCCUACAUCGAAACGAUCUUUCAUUGAUGAAAAUGAUUCAAAUUGUUCAGAAACAGAGGUUUCAACCAUCUCAUUUAAUAUGAACGACGAAAUGGAAAAAAACAUCGAACCGAUUCUUACAGAAGCUUUUAACCGAUAUCAAAAUGUUACUGAUCGUGAAAAUUUUGUAAGUACAAUGUUUUCAAAACGUUUUCCAAAUAGAAAUUGGAAAGCGUUUGAAAAAUUUGGAUCAAUGAUGUGUGAAGUAGCUAUUAUUGAAUGGAAACAAGAUUGCAUUUCUGCUAAUUAUACUAUUUAUUCAACUGCUUUAAAUGGAACAACUUGUGAAUGAAAUGUUUUCUAGAUUAAGAUUUUCUUCAACGUUAUAUUCAACAAAAUUUAUUGAAUAAACAUUAAUAUUUUCAUUAA
Onthophagus taurus is the source of this 499-nucleotide messenger RNA. Lineage: Eukaryota; Metazoa; Arthropoda; Insecta; Coleoptera; Scarabaeidae. The record is from RefSeq and is a predicted model, not a curated record.